AUGCCUGAGACCCCGAGAUCAGACCCCCCCAUAGCACCCAAACACCUGAACUCCCUAUCUAGGACCCCCCCCCAACGGCCCCUGGGCAGUGCCCUGAGCACCCGCUUCGGCGCCCGCCCCGUGGCCAUGGCUGGGGGGUUCCUCUCGGGCCUGGGGCUCUUCCUGGGGGCCUUCGCCACCCACAUGACCCACCUCUACCUCAGCGUGGGGUUGCUGGCGGGCCUGGGCUGGGCAUUGGUCUUCACGCCCUCCCUGGGGACCGUGGGUCGCUACUUCCCGGCACAGCGGGCGCUGGCCACCGGACUGGUGGUGUCGGGCGCCAGCAUCUCGGGACUGGCCCUGGGGCCGCUGGUCCCGCUGCUGCUGGACACCUACGGCUGGCGGGGGGCCCUGCUCCUCCUGGCCGCCAUCUCCUUCAACCUGGUGGCCGCUGGGGCUCUUCUCCGGCCCCUGCCCGUCCCCGGCGAGACCCCGGGGCCACCGCGGGACCGGCCGGGGCUGAUGCGGCUGCUGCGGCAGGGGCCCUUCAUCCGCUACGCCUUGGCCUUCGUGUUGGUGGACGCCGGCUACUAUGUGCCCUUUGUCCACGGGGAAGCCCGCGCCCACGAGGUGGGGUGUGACGAGCACCACGCCGGGCUGGUGAUGGCAGCGAUGGCAGCGGUUGACGGGGGAGGCCGGGUUGCUGCUGGCUGGUUGGCUGCCCGGCCGGCCACCCCCCUGCUCCGUCAUCUCUUCGCCUGGGCCGUGCUGACGGGGUUGGUGUUGCUGCUCCUGCCCUUGGGGACUUCCUUCGGGGGUCUCCUGGCCUUGGCCUCGGCCUACGGGUUCUGCGCCGGAGCCGUCGUGCCCCUCCAGUUUGCCGGCGUGGCCGAGGUGGUUGGCGCCGGGCGGUUGGUCCAUGCCAUCGGCCUCAUGCAGAUGUUCGAGAGCUUUGGGUCUCUGCUGGGGCCACCCUUUGCCGGUUGGCUGCGGGACAUGACCGGGAACUACACCAUCUCUUUCCUUGCUGCCGGUGCCUUCCUCCUGGCCGGGAGCCUCCUCAUCCUCACCCUCCCCGGCUUCUUCCACGCUUCCCAGGGUGCCGGCGGCAAAGAGGGGAGUCCUGCCCUGGCCCCCACUGGCCCCGAGACCCCCUGCCGAUCCGCUCUAGAACCAGCCAUGUAA
Haliaeetus leucocephalus (bald eagle) is the source of this 1164-nucleotide messenger RNA. RefSeq names its product monocarboxylate transporter 13-like. NCBI's taxonomy places the organism in Eukaryota, Metazoa, Chordata, Aves, Accipitriformes, Accipitridae. The coding region runs from base 1 to 1164 and encodes 387 amino acids. Gene Ontology annotation, biological process: transmembrane transport; monocarboxylic acid transport. Gene Ontology annotation, molecular function: monocarboxylic acid transmembrane transporter activity. The transcript has 4 exons. The record is from RefSeq and is a predicted model, not a curated record.